Mizuhopecten yessoensis (Yesso scallop) is the source of this 2899-nucleotide messenger RNA. RefSeq names its product E3 ubiquitin-protein ligase TRIM56-like. The coding region runs from base 122 to 2242 and encodes 706 amino acids. NCBI's taxonomy places the organism in Eukaryota, Metazoa, Mollusca, Bivalvia, Pectinida, Pectinidae. The transcript is spliced from 2 exons. Gene Ontology annotation, molecular function: zinc ion binding. The record is from RefSeq and is a predicted model, not a curated record.
GCCAUUUUGUAAGACAGUUACGGUUACUUUGAAUUCUUUCUGAGAUUUACAAGUGACAUGAAGAUACAUGGGGAUCACUGAGGUCGCCAUAUUGAACUAAUUUAACAGUCACCGCCUGACAAUGGUAGGCCGAAGUACUGAAGAUUUCCUGACAUGUCACCUAUGUAAGAAGUACUACACCGACCCAAGGUACCUCCCGUGUCUCCACACCCUAUGUAAGACCUGCAUCUCCAAAGAUGUCCGAGACACUGCGGGUCAUUCCGGCCAGUACGCGUGUCCCCUGUGCUACAAGCCCGCGGGCUUCCCCCAGAGUAACGACCCACAGAAUAUCGUUGAGAACCUCCCAGAGAAUGCCAUGAUUUCGGGCAUGGUGGACGUAGUUCAGGCGCGAAAUUCCAUCAAGGUUCCAUGUCAGCCUUGUUUGAGGAAAAAGAAAUCCGUGGACGCCAGCCACUGGUGUCGUCACUGUAGUGAAACUCUCUGUGAUGAUUGCACCGAAUUUCACCAAUCGCUGAAGAAAACCAUGAAGCAUGAAGUUAUGGAUCUUGCGAAAAUGAGGAAGAUGCCAAUCAAAGACAUGAUGGCCCCGCCCGCCUGUAAACACCACGAGGACGAGACUCUAACACAGUAUUGUGACGACCACGAGGAGCUGUUGUGUAAUACUUGCACGGCGACACGACACAGGAAGUGCGGUAGUGUUCGUGACGUCGCAGAAGUCGUGGAAACUAAACAAAAUGGCGUCAAGUCACUUCAUGACAGACUUAGCGAACAGGCACGCGGGGCGGAAUAUGUGGCAGACGACAGACAGGCAGCAGUCAGGCAGAUGGACAAUAACAUGGCAACAACACUUGACGAAGUGAAGUCAUUGAGAAAGAGAAUUAAUGACAUGCUCGAAAAAUGCGAAACGCAACUCGCUGCAGAACUAAAAGAGAUCGGAUCACAGGAAAAGGAGAGACUUGCGAGUCAAGUACAGAAUGCUCAAUCGCUUUUGAGCGCAGCAGGUAACUCAACAGAAAUACUGAAACAAUCUAAAGAAAACGGUGGCGAUAUUCACUUUCUCCAGUGGAUGAACCAAGUUCAAAAUGCUGUAGAGGACUUCUCUGAGAGAUUUCGGGGCAUAAGCACAGACAUGUCCAAAAGUAAUGUGACGUUUAUUGCAGACCACAAACUGACCAGCCUGGCGCAAAACAUUACAAAACUAGGUACAAUUCACGUAAGCAAUCCAUCAAAUCCAGUACUUUCAAAAUCGCCACGGUCCAAACCUUCGUCGUCGAGGUCAAAAUCGUUGUCAUCAAGGUCUGGCAGUAUUGUCUCGGACAGGUUAUUAAGACGGAAAAGCAGAACGAGGUCACUACUUAGAGAAUUCACUCCGUACGCUGAUUCCGUAUUCUUCGGUAGUGACGACGGAAGAGAUACACGAACGUCACGCAGGUCCACUUCGUUACUUCCGGUUUUCUCGGCACGGGCUCCCUCCGACAUUUUGCCCUGCUGGUUGACAGGUGUCGCUCAGUUGAGUACUGGCUUAUGGAUAUUUGCAGACAAGAAUAACAAGAAACUCAAACUCUGCGAUUCGCAUUUCCAAUUCAAAUCAGAGAGAAUCAUACGGGACGAGCCGUUUGACGUUGCCCCUAUAGGUCAUGGUGAAUUCGCUGUCACGGUUCCCGAUGCUCGAGUGAUUGAGGUUUUCCUGGCAAUAAAUGGCAUCACCCCAAUCCGGACAAUAAAGUCUACGGAAAAAUAUCACGGAAUCAGCAUCGCGUUUGAUAAGAUAGCAGUCACGUGUCUGACGAUGUACCCUCCAGCCGUGAGGGUCCUGAUGAAGGAUGGUACCUUGCUGCACCACAUCGCCCCAGAAGAUGGGUUUCGCCCGCUGUUGUUGAAACCCUUGUACGUCGCCUGGGAUAGUGGCGCCAGAUUCCUAUACGUGUCGGAUACACAGAAAGACAGGGUAGUCUGUCUAGACGCGUCAAAAACUAAAAAGUUUGAGUACCGCCAUUCCUGCCUUGCGUCACCCCGGGGAAUAGCCCGCGGGGAAGGGGAAUCCUUCUACAUCUGUGGGUGGGGCACGGACAACAUACAACAUGUUGACGGUCGUGGUGUGCUUAUCCGUGAACAGCUUCAGCGCCAUGAUGGCGUCAUGGGACCACAGGCAGUGUGCGUCUCACAGGACAACGAAAAGCUUGUGGUGACCCUUGACCCCACCAGUUGUAAUAGUGACACAAUCUUUGUAUUCAAUACGUAAUCAUGAUGGUUGUGAUUUCAUAUCGUGUUCCAAUACAACUGCAGUCGAUCAGGUGACCAAUUAGAUUUACGCCAUGAUGAUGGACACGGGGAUUUUAUAGAAGAUCGUCUUUCAAACGGAAACUGCUUGUUGCCGCGAUGUUCAACCUUCUCACUUUUGGAAUGCAAUUGCAUAUGAAAACCUGAUAUUUAAUCUUGAGCAAAUAUUGCGGUAGUGACAACUUAUUUCUUGAAAAUAAUGUAAAGCACGAGACGAGAUUUUGAAAAUGAUCAUGAUAUAAUAUAGCAUGCAUAAUUGUAAGUGUUAUUAAUUUCUGAAGAGACCCUGUUACUCCUACUCUGAGGUCGUACUUUACAAUGCACAUGAAUCUGUUAACCUUAAAAUCGAGAUCAUACACGAAUAUGUAACACAGGAAAUCUGAGGUCGUACAUUUACUUGGUGGUUAAAAUGUAAUCAGUGGUCGUACAUGGACCUAUUACACCUGCAAUCUUUGGUUGUACAUGGAACUGUUACACCUGUAAUCUGCACCUGUAAUCUGAGGUCGUACAUGGACCUGUUACACCUGUAAUCUGAGGUCAUACAUAAAUCUGUUACACCUGUUAUCUGAGGUGGUACAUGGACCUGUUACAAAAUUACACCUGUAAUCUGAGGUCAUAC